Sorghum bicolor (sorghum) is the source of this 1224-nucleotide messenger RNA. RefSeq lists its product as uncharacterized. NCBI's taxonomy places the organism in Eukaryota, Viridiplantae, Streptophyta, Magnoliopsida, Poales, Poaceae. The transcript is spliced from 2 exons. Gene Ontology annotation, biological process: positive regulation of circadian rhythm; entrainment of circadian clock. The coding region runs from base 463 to 1086 and encodes 207 amino acids. The record is from RefSeq and is a predicted model, not a curated record.
AACUAGCAAUAUCUCCUCAUUAAUGCAAGCAAGCCAUCAUCAAGAACAAAUCAUAUCCAAUAUCCUUUCUUCCCUUUUACAUUAUCAUUCUUUUACUCUUCUUAAUUUCGAGAUACAACAUAGUUUGGUACGAUCAUUUACAAUAUAAUGUAUCCAAAACUCAUAAAAAAUCAUUAGUAUUUUAACUAUUUUAUCAUUCAAUCAUUAAAACCCAUUAGGGGCAUAGAUGCACUUUCAUGAGUGUCUUGAUUCUAAAGAACUUGGGCCGACUAAGCCAUAAUGGGCCACAUCAUUUGGUAUUCCAAUUAUGACAAUCUACUAAAUUGAACCGGCCCACCAAAGUAAAGAUCAUAGUCACGACAGAGGAAUAUAAAGCGCUUCCUCCUUGCUAUUCUUCGAGCGGUCCCAUUUCCUUUCUUCACAACCAGAGCUUCCCAAUAGCGUCGUCGUCUUGAGUGGCAGAUGGCGCCUCCAGUCAAAGGAUGGCAAGUGAGCAAGAAUCGCUGCAGAUCUAGCCUUUUAUGGUCAGGGUUAGAGACCCAUCGCCGAGAGCAGAGGGCGGACGCUAGCGCCACAGAGGAGGAGGCACAAGUCCAACCAUGGUGGCUUCGAAUCAAUCACGGGCACAGCAUCGGGAGCAGCAUCGCGGGCAGCUCGGAGACGGGAUCGAUGGAGGAGGACGGCGGCUCCGGCUCCGGCAGCGGCAGCAGGGAGCCGUUCGUGGCUGGGGCGGGAGCGGGGACUGGCGCCGGCAACAGCAACGGCGGCGCUGGAGCAGGCACCAGCGCGAAGCUGCCGCAGGUGCUGCAGAAGAGCUUCGGCGAGGUGCAGGGGAUCCUGGAGCAGAACCGCGUGCUGAUCCAGGAGAUCAGCCAGAACCAGGAGACCCGCGACGCGGACGGCCUCACCCGCAACGUGGCGCUCAUCCGGGAGCUCAACACCAACAUCGCCCGCGUCGUGGACCUCUACGGCGACAUGUCGGGGUCCUUCGCCCGCGCCGUCGCCGCCAAGAAAGCCGCCGGAGGCGACAAGGGGGGACCCAAGAGGCCCCGCUCCGCCGGCGCCGGUAGCCAGCAGCAGCAGUAGUAGAGCGUGUCGCCCCGCGAAUCCAUUAGAGAGAGAGGCUGGCUCCGUCGUGAUUCACCGCGGCGGUCAGGGAACUCUGGGUCGGCCGGUUGGGGGUGGUGCAUUUGGGAACCUCUUUCUUUUUCUUGGUCUGGUGAA